Messenger RNA from Tupaia belangeri chinensis (Chinese tree shrew), 10036 nucleotides. It is a transcript of the gene TEX15, whose product is annotated as testis expressed 15, meiosis and synapsis associated. NCBI's taxonomy places the organism in Eukaryota, Metazoa, Chordata, Mammalia, Scandentia, Tupaiidae. The transcript is spliced from 10 exons. Gene Ontology annotation, cellular component: nucleus. The coding region runs from base 11 to 9607 and encodes 3198 amino acids. Gene Ontology annotation, biological process: homologous chromosome pairing at meiosis; regulation of double-strand break repair via homologous recombination; male meiotic nuclear division. The record is from RefSeq and is a predicted model, not a curated record.
AUAUGAUGAAAUGGCUAACAACAAAAUGGAAAUGAAAGAGAUUGCUAAACACAAGACUGUCUGGAAAAUGAACUCAACCAGUGAUCCUUCACUAAUAACUGGUUUAGAAGUCAAUCCUUUGAAGAAAUUUAUCAUUCCUAAGAUCAGGAAGACAGCUGAGAAAGUGUACUUGUCACCUUGUUGCACCAACACCAGAGAGUACAGUUUUAUUCACGAUACUCUUAGCCAGUGCAGGCUUGACGUCAGCUGUGAUCUCCGGACCUCGUGGCAAUUCGGGGACACAAAGCUGGUUCACAACGAGGAGCUGGAGAAGAAUUUCACUGCGAAGAGGUCAGAGAUGCGAGAGAGCGGAAGACAUGGCAGAGAACUCGAAGAACAGUUCUGCUUUCUAGCCCUUCCUCAGAGUGACGUGGUGGGGAUAUAUCAGCAUGGAAUGAGUACCGGAGCCUCUGCAUUGAAGACACUGGGAGACCCUCUCCUCGGAGUGUAUCUGUUCAGACAUGUCGAUGUUGCCUUGAAUUAUGCUCAUAGUAGAAAUGUCACUGUAGAAAGUAUUGUAAUUUUUAAGGUUCUCUUUGGAAAAGUGAAGAAAAUGCAGCCCUGUAUGGAUAAAAACAAAGUUUCUUUGGAUCCCUCUCCUAACUUUGAUUGCCAUAUGUCAAGGACCGCACCAUCCCUGAAAGACUCCAUUGAGCUCCAGGCCUGCAGUUCAGCAGUGUACUUCUAUGAGUACAGUGUCUUUCUGAAGCCUAUAGACAAACCAAGGCAGUGUCUUCCAUACGCAAUAGUGACAGUAAAAUUUGUUGGUCAGAAAGUAGAUAAUGGACACCUGAUGACAUCUUUGAGAUUCCUUUCAGCAGGCUUUCCUAUUAUUUUCACAGAAAGAACAUGUUCUCUGAAUAACUGUACAGUGGCCAAAAGAAUUGGAAAAGGAAAAGAUGCUACUGUCAUCUUUGAGCAUUUCAGGAAACCUGUAGAUCCAUUCAUUCAGGAAAACUGUUCGUGCAGUGGGCUCAAUUUAGAGAUAAAUCCUUCCAACUCAAAUGUUUCUAAUUCCUGUGGAAGUCAGCAAAAUGGAAGCAUUUCUAUGCAUGAAACAUACAGUGGGACAGAGCACAGUCCAGCAGGAACUAGAGACACUUCUCAAGUACUUGCACAAGAUUCAGCUUCUUCAUUUACACCCAGUGAUACCAGAGAACGUGUUAGUGAUGGUGACCUCUUGUUCAAUUUGGCAUGUCUUCAGAAUGUUCUAAGUGGUCUUUCUGCUGCUUUUCCCCUUCAGAGCAAUAUUGGCUCAAGCACAGUUAUUACUUCAAAACUCAUCAAAGACCCAAGACUGAUGAGGAGAGAAGAAAACCUGGGGAAACAGAAUAAUACUGCAGGUUUAAAUGAGAUUUUGCCAUUUGAGAAGAGUUCAAGUUAUAUUAAUUCAGAAAUAAACCUCCCAUCUGUACCCACUAAUUCUGCCUUCUCAUCUGAGGGUGACCCUGGUGAACGUGCUUUUCUUACGAAUUUUUUGGAUACCCCUUGCUUCAAGAUUCCUUUUGGUGAUUCACAAUUUCAGACCCAUAGCAUGAGCUCUAAGAAUUAUGAUCAUGCAACUCCCGGAAGAGUUAACAUGGAAGGACAGUGUAAGGACCAAGGCAGUGUUUCUUUUCCAAUAUCUUUGUCAGAUGUAGUUUCAGACACUGAAAACCAAAACUACAGUGAAGCAGAAGUGCUGAAAGCCCAACAAAGAAGCAACAUCCCACUUUUAAUCAAUCAAAGCACUGAGCCAUAUCACUCUGAUGAAUCAGUGAAUUCUUGUACACAGGAAUGUAACAGUCACAUCUUGCAGGGAUCACAGUCUUCUCAAGAGACUGUGCAUCACCCUGGUGACCGGAUGUCUACAGUUUUCCCUCAAAAAAAGAAAGAAAGCAUCAUAGAUAAGUGCAUUCAAAAUAUUGGAAAGAUGAGAAACUUCACUGACCCAGAAGACAGUUCCAAAUGUGGAGAAAAGCAAAUUUCUUGGAAAGAAAUUGAAAGUUAUUUUAGUAGUGAAACAAGAAUAAGUUCAGUAGAUAAUUACUUUCCAUCAUACCAACAAUAUGCAGAGUGUGAGAGUCUUGAUUCUUCUGGAGAAAAGGGUGAUAAAAUAGCAAUUGCUCAAGAGUUACAAAUACCUAAGUCUUCCAUGUAUACCAGGGAGGAUGAGGAUGAACUGGAUCAUCUGUCAUUAGAACUGCAAAAUAAUAUUACUCCAAGUGUAGAGUGCCUUUCACAAAAGCAUCCUCAACACACUCUGGCGUAUGAAGAUAACAUUCAUAAAAGUUUUGCCAUUGCUCACAAUCUAAUGGAACUGAAAUUGGAAGAAGAAAAUCAAAAUUGUGUUAGCAUUAUGACUAAUGAUUUCCCUGAAGCAAAUGCUAUUCCCCAGGCUGAAGAACUGCCCAUGGAUACAGUUAUUUCAUAUCAUGACAUUGAAACAGCUCUUGACAAUUCAAAUUGCAGCAUAAGUAGAGAACAAAUAUUUGUUCACCGGGAAAAUGAAAAUGAGCCAGUGUCAUUAGAAAACAUGCAGAGAGACUGCAAAGAAGCUCCUCCUAUUGAAGACGAAGGUCAGGAUCAAGUUCUGCUCUGUAGUGCACACUUGAACAAUGAUGAAGGCCUGAACGUUAAUUUUAGAGAAGGCAGCAAUAAUGAUGAAGGACACCAAAAUGAAUCUAGAGAGCAAGAUAGUACUUCACCUUCAGAAAACAGCAGAGAGAAUAUAUAUGAAGAUGAGAAGCAGGGUUUUUAUAUAAACAAGAAUGUCACCAGUAUGGAUGAAAGAAGGGAUGAUAAAAAUGGCAACAAUGUAGAAAGUCUGAGUUCUGAAAAAUUUUCUUCUACAUUUAACUUGACUUGGGGAGAGAACUAUGUGUCAAAAGAGACUGUAUUAUUAGAGAGUAAAAGUGCUGUUAAUUCUAUAAGACAGAAAGAUACUCAAGUUACUGGAAAAAGUAUAGAUCAUUUUGCUUCCACAACAUCUGCCAAAAUUUCAGGUUCUUCAUUGUGCGUAGCCUCAUAUGCUACAGAACACACAGCCAGUAGCACCUUGCUUGCAGUAAGCACAAAGCUUGAAGAUCACCAGGGUUCUCAUUUUAAAGGAACUUGUUCUUCUGGGAUUACAGAUUCUUGUUUGUUAGAACAGCAUGGGGUUUCUGACUGUGAAAUUGAUACAGAGAAAAAUAAACUACAGGAUUCAUUUCAUCAACCAACAGAUGAGAAAGUUCUUCAAAGUUUAGAACCAGAAAAUGAGAUUGAAGUACAAUCAAAACAAUGUGGUGAUACUGUUCUAUUUCAAGAAGAUACACUUAGCCAUGGAAAUGCACAUUAUGAUGACUUUGGAGACAUAUAUGAGGUUUUGAAGGCCCGCAUCGAUUGGGAAGGUCUGUUUGGAAGCAGUAAUGUGCAGGCAGAAAUUUCACAAAGCACAACAAGAAGGGAAAAUAGUGAUCGGCAUUGCUCUAAGAAUAAUUGUUUUUAUUCCUUUACACAAAAAAGCAAAACAGAGCGCCUCACACCAAUUUUACUUCCAGAUCUACAAAUUACAAUUACAAAUACAGUUAGGCCAGAAGGUAGCUUCUCUGCAGACUCCCUUGCAUUGAAAGAUAAUUUUCGCAAAGAUUUAACUGAAGCCACAAACCCAGAAAUAAAUGAGAAGAGGGAAGAUCCAGAAUUUUAUAGUUAUUUCCAGCCUUCUGGUGAAAAUUCAGGUUACCCAUGUGAAGAUAAAUUUGGUAAUACAAAGCAAGAAUCUGGAUUAGUGAGUAAGUCUGCACUCUCCCUUUCUUUUGACUUGAGUCCUAAUACACAUGUACAUCUUAUGUCUGAAAAACAAAAAAAUGAAUCUUUGUUUACUCAACCUUCUGAUGUCACAACAAGAAAUAGCAGAAGUAGAUAUUUCUUUACAAAAUCAAAAGCUGACUCUAAUGAUUCUAGAAGUAAAAAGGAUAGGGGACCAAGAAUUAGCAAAAGAAAACUACAUACAUCUUACAGGAAUCAGAACAUGUCACACAAAGAUUUAAGAGAGCACGAAAUUUGUGGGGGAAAGAAGAGGGUAAUUCCUCACGACACAUCUGAGUGUUUUUUUUCAUUAUCCCAAGGACGAAUUAAAACAUUUUCACAAUCAGAAAAGCACAUUAGGAGUGUCCUGGAUAUUCUGAAUAGUGAAGCAUCUUUAUGCAAAAGUAAACGUCUUUCCAGAAAACUUGACAGAGCCGUUCUUCACCUAAAAAAAGCUCAUAGAAGAGUUCACACAUCUUUGCAACUCAUAGCCAAAGUGGGAGAGAAAAGAAAGGUCCCAUUACCAAAAUCAUAUGCAAUUGUAUGCAAUAAUUUCUGGGAAAGCUGUGACCUUCAAGGUUACAGUACUGUGUCUGAAAGGAAAUAUUAUUCCACUAAGCAUUUUUGGUCAAAAAGAAAUUAUGAUAAACAGGGAGAGAGAAGAGCCAUAGGAUUUGAUGUUGGUAAAUCAUUAACCCAUGUGUCAAAGACGGAGUCUUAUGAAACAAAUGGAGAGAGAGUCACAAAGAGCCUUUCCAGGGGAAGUGUGGCAAGCAGUGUCUCUAAAAGUCACACUACAAUUCACAUGAGGGAAUUUUAUGAUCAAGAACAACAUGCUGAAUCACAGUUGCUCCUACCCCUCACAACCCAAAGUACAAAUCAGUCAACUUAUAAAAAUAGCAGUGUGAGAAAUUCCAGAGCAUCAGAACAUCAGCCCCUUUCCACAGAAAGUAGGUGUCUAUUUUCCCCAGGCCACACAAAUGAGAAACUAACUGAAAAAGGAAAUCAAACUGACACAGAGUUUUUAUCCAACAUUAGUAAAUAUGAGAAGUCUGAGAACCGUUCAGCACAUAAUAUUGAGGAUACAACCAAAGACAAUUCUGAGGUUAAUGUAGUAAUAAAUGAAAGUAAUUCGGUGUUUUUAAGUUGUAAAAAAGGAAACAGGAUAAGUUACAGCACAGACAAAAAUCAUGCAAGUUAUAUACCACACACAAAGGUGAAAAUGGGUAUACUUACUUCAGUCUUAAAAUCAAAUAUGAAGCACUUUUUAAAUGUUGGUAUCUACAAACAAGACAGUCUUCUUUUAUCUGGGUGUAAAAGAAACUUGGAAGUGAGUUUUCCUACAGAAAUGUGGGCAGUUGCUAUUGAAAGCUCCAAACCAAGCAUUAGGAUAGGAAACUUUUUUAUGGACCCAUUAAACCUGCCUUUGACAGCAAGCAGAAAGUACAGUAUCCCUCAGUUGUUACCUGCUGCUCCUGUGACAGACAGUGAGGGAGAAUCUUCCAAAUCUUACUUGCGUAAACCGAGAAUUUUUGCUAUUGGUUCUUUUGCAGCAUGCACUACAUCACACUGUCAGCAGAGAGAUGGUGCAGAGGAACUUCCAAAGGUAGAACAAUGCCCUCAAAGUAAUUGUUCCCAGGUAGAUGGGAAAGAAAGAAAUGUUGCAGAGAAUUCUGAGUUGGAUCUGAUGUUAGUAAAUGAAAAUAAAAGUCAUGGAAAAAAUAUAACGAAGAAGCUGGUUUCCAGUGAUAGAUCAUUGCUCUUGAAAGAGAAGAGUUCUAAAGAUAAAUACAUUGCAAAGAAAGACAUUCAGAACAGAAAAAUAUGGAGAGUUAAAGAGCCUGAUGACGCAAAAGACUUAGUUAACAAAAGCAUGACUGAAGCAUCAACUGUUAAGACUGGGUACAAAAGCCAGAAUAAGAUCAUAAGAGAAGAACUCUCUCACAUAAAUGAGAAAACAGUUAAAAAUAACUUGAGUGAUUCUCAUCUUACCAUUAAAAAUAUGAGUGUUGAUGCAGGCUCUUCAAAGAACACAGUGUUUAAACAGCUUAACAAGAAAAAAUAUAGGGGAGUGAAGGUUGGCGGUAACUCUCAGCCAGACUCAAUACUGUGUUCAGAAGUAGCUAGUGAUUCUCAGCCAGGUGAGCCAGACAUUCUGGGAGUUCUUCAUUUCCCUGUCUUACAUGCCCACUCUAAAGUCACUGCUAUUCAGAAGCCUACUUCACACGUGAAUGAAUUUAAAGCAAAAAAAUGCUCAGCCAGUUGUCCAGCCCUUAUAACUAAGCUGUCUCAAAUUUUACAGAGAGCAGAUGAAGCAUCAUCUUUACAGAUUCUCCAAGAAGAAACUGAGGUUUGUCGAAAUAUUCUCCCUUUAUUUGUUGAAGCAUUUGAAAGGAAGCAAGAAUGUUCCCUUGAACAAAUUCUGAUUUCAAGAGAACUAUUGGUAGAACAAAAUUUGUGGAAUAACUGGAAGCACAAAUUAAAGCCCUGUGCUGUUGACACUUUGGUAGAACUUCAAAUGAUGAUGGAAACUAUUCAGUUCAUUGAAAAUAAAAAGAGGCUAUUAAAAGGUGAACCAACAUUCCGAAGUUUGCUUUGGUUUGACAAGACACUGUAUGGUGAGUUACUGGGCAGACCACGUGGAUAUCAACAGCAGUCCAAUUUCUAUCCUGCUUUUCAAGGAAGGUUAAAGUAUAAUGCAUUCUGUGAGUUGCAGAAUUACCAUGAUCAGUUAAUUGAGUUGUUUGAAGAAACAAAAAGGGAAAAUAAUUCAUAUUAUGCGUUUUUAAAAUACAAACGACAGAUGGAUGAAUGUGAAGCCAUCAUGAGGCAUUGUUCUGAUUGCUUUGAUUUUUCUUUGUCUGUUCCAUUUACCUGUGGCGUUAACUUUGGAGAUAGUUUAGGAGACCUAGAAAUCUUAAGAAAAAGUACUUUAAACCUGAUCAGUGCAUACAGGAACGCUCCUAAAGUACAGUCAUGUCCAGGAAAACAAGACCAUUUAUGGAUUAUCAUAGAAAUGAUCUCCUCAAAAGUUAAUUUUAUCAAGAGUAAUGAGGCAGUAAACAUUCAGGUAUCUCUUUAUGGCCUGGAACAUAUCUUUUUUGAUGCUGCAAAAACACUUACUUGGAAAGAAAGAAAACAAUCUUUUGACAAAAAGUACUCAGGAAAGAAGAACAAAGAAAUGCUACUCAAAAUGAAUCAAUGUGCUUAUGCUAAGCUGAAGAAAAUAUACGAUACUUUGUCUAAAGAGUUAAACAAUAAGCCAAUUCCCAGUAUUGGGCUUGAGGAACAUAUGAUUGCUUCCAGAAAGUCAGAUGAUGUAAUAAAGAAAUCAGCAAUUAGCAUGGAAAAUUAUAGGUUUAACAGUACUUUGCUUUCACAUCCAGAUAUUUGUUGUAUUAGUGAAAUACUGGAACAAGCUGAAUAUGCAGACUUCAGAAAAUUACAGCAACUCUCUUUGAGAUGUACAGAUCACUUAGCAAUUUUGAAAAAAUACUUCCAGAUGCUUCAAGAGGAUAACAUAGAUAAUAUUCUUAUCACAGAAGAAAAUGUUUUGGACAUGGUAAAAAACCGCAACCAUGAGGCUAUCAUUUUAAAACCUGCAGCUGUUGAGACAUACAUUGAAAUUGUCAUGCUCUCAGAAACUGUUCACUUUCUUAAAAACUCAAUGGCGAAGAAACUAGACAAACAGAGAUUUCGGGGUAUGCUUUGGUUUGAUUUGUCCCUGCUUCCUGAGCUGAUUCAUUGCCAAGAAAAAAUGGCUUCCUUUUCCUGCCUUAAAGGUAACUCAACAGAUUGCCUUUGGGAAGUGAUAGAUACUGCUGUUUCUGAACUUAAGAAGGAUCUGGAUGUUAUCUACAAAUAUAAUGAGGCCGUCAAUUGUCUUUAUGCUUUUCAUUUGUUCUCAAGAGAACUUGAAGAACUUUCAGAAAUAAAAAAACUUCUGAAGAAGUCUCAGUAUUCAGUUUCCACAUACACUGGCUUUGUGCCAUAUAUUGCAUCCAUAAAUUAUGGGAGCACUGUGACAGAGUUAGACUAUAACUACAGUCAGUUUUCUACACUGCUCAAAAACAUAAUGGCUUCCCCUCGAAAGGAUUUAGGAAAGAUGGCUCAUACUAUGAAAAUCAUGAAAACAAUUGAACACAUGAAGACGGUAUGUGCUAAUAAAAAUGCUGAAUUAACCGUUUCCUUCAUCCUGUGUCAAAUGCUAUAUAACAGAAGGAAGACUCUCCAACUGAAGAGAAAAGAAAAGGUGGAUAUUCAUGUUAUAAAACCUGGGGGAAAUGUCAAUAAAUCCAGUAUUUCUAUGAAGGUACCCUCAAUUUCAGAGUACAUAAUUAAAAAUGUUACAAAUUCUUCUAAAAAACGACCUAUCACUCUAGACAAAUGUGAAAACUCUCAGGAACAAGAGAAAAAUAUAGCUAUCUCCAGCUGUAAAAAGCAAAAGGUUAACGUGGAAGAUGUCACGGAGAUGAGCAGAGAAAAGGCCGCGUUCAAGCCGCCAAGGACUACAGGAUCUCAUCUCAGAAGUAAAAACAAAGUAAGAUCAGGCUCAUCUUACCAUCUGGAAAAACAUGUAUCUCCAAGAGGUGAAAUACAGAGAUCACCACCUGGCUCACUUUUACCUUUAACGUGCCUAAAAGAUACAUGUUCAUCAAAAUCAGAAAGCAAAACUGACUUAACUAAUAUUUCAUCUGAUAUUUCAGAACACUGUAGUGGACAGCCCAGGAACUUAAAUAGCACAAAGAAAAGAAAUGAGCAUUUUGGUGUCGCUGAAACUAAAAAUAAUAACAAAGACUGUGGUCCUUUUGUGUUUUAUGAACAAGAGACUGUAAACGGCAUAUUUUCAGAAGGCCAUGAGACAUCUGUGCAGAAACUUAAAAGUUCUUCAAAUACCACACAGAAAUUUUGUCUUUCAAACAUAAAACCAGGAACUAAUGUUUCUCUUGCACCUAAUGCAUUGGUGUCCUCAAAACCUGUUUUCCGUUUUGUGCAGGAUAGCCACACCAAUCUAGAAAUGAGUCAGGCAGUCUUGGAACUUCAAGAUGGUAAAGUAUUAAAUUCACCUAUUAAGAAUACCACAUACACCAGUUCUUCAGAACCCAUAUUUAGUGAGAACAAAGUUCCUGUUUUGCAAAUAGAUAAAACACAGUCACCAAAAAUGGAGUUGGAGAAGAAUGUGAAGGAUGCACUGAAUCCUAGUCCUGGACGAUGUGGAGCAGGUGGGGACCUAACUCUUGGUAGGAAUCACACAGCAAGGUGCUCUCUCUCUGAACAGCAGGAUGACAGAAAUGCGGAAGUCCUAACUCUCAGUGCUGCCUCAGACUGGAGUGAGCUCCCACCAUCUGCACAUAGCCCAGCAUAUACUUCUGAGCAUUCCUUUGGAGCUGUGUAUCCGUCGUACACUUGGUGUGUUUAUCAUUACAGCAGCAGGGGCGGCAGUGCUGUUGCCCAGACCUACCAAGGGGUAACGUCGUAUGACAUGCAGCCGCCUCCUGCUGGGCUGCUGACGGCAGUUGCAAGUGCUGUCCAAGACACACAUUCUACUCUUCUGUGCUCACAGUACUUUACUUACUUUGCUGGGGAGCCACAAGCCAAUGACUUUUUGCCAGCUAGUGGGUAUUUUCAAGCUCAAAUGCCCAGUUCUUACCAUUUUCAACAGCCAUUUUUUUCACAGUAUGCUUUUCAUCAACCAUUUCCACAGGCUGCUUGCUUGUACCCUCCUAAUCCAAGUGUGCUUCCAGAAUUCUCUUGGCUUUAUGCUCCUUGGCAUCAAGAAGCCUUUCACCCAGGACACUGAAAACAGUCUUCCAUCCACUGAAAUAAAGGAGAUCAAAUAUUUUUUCCAAGCAUUUUUUAUUUACAUAUUUUUUAUUUUAACUUUUUAAAGUGUAUGUAAAUGUGGUAGGAAAUGUAAAACAUGCAGCCUUUUAUAAAAUAUGUAAGUAUAAUGGUAUAUCACAAAAAGUAAUAAGAAAUCAACUUCUAACAUCCGAAGGACCAAAAUUAUUUCCAUGCAAAUAUAAGGAGUAAUAAAACGUUUAAUAUGACUAAGGCUAAACAGUGGUGGUAAUAUCUUUGAAAGGUUUUUGUUUCUGAUUUUUUAAAGAAUGUUGUUAUGAUGUACCAUUAGAGCUGGAGGCAGGAUUUUUUUUUUUUUUUUGCUUGGAUUGGUCAUGAGACUAGUAAUUUAAUAAUUCUUAAUAUUUUUUCAUAUCAUUUAUAAGUG